UCUUUUACGACACCUUUCACGACCUCUUUCCCUACUCUGGUUUUUUCUCGGCUCGGCUUGGGUAGUUCUACCAAGAACGAUGUCAUCAAUGGUGUCUGCAAGCCUGUAACCUACAUCUUCGCUCGUGGUACUACCGAGAUUGGCAACAUGGGCUCCACUGUUGGCCCAGCUCUCGAGAAAGCUCUGGAGUCUGCCUUUGGACAGAACAAUGUUGCUACACAGGGCGUCACAUACCCUGCAGAUGUCGCUGGUGCUAUCAGUGGUGCCCUCAGCCCUGGAACUGCUCAGGGUGCUCGUACCAUGGCUAGCUUGACACAGCAGGUUCUGGGCAAAUGUCCUGACACCAAGGUCAUCCUUGCUGGUUACUCUCAGGGUGCUGAGCAGGUUCACGGUGCUCUGAUCAACCUCCAGAAUGGCCAGGUUGCUUUGUUACAGGUUACUCUUACUUUCGGCGACCCGCUCCAGAGAAGCCCAUUCAGAAACAUUGACUCUGGCCGUACCAAGGUCUACUGCAACAUCUUGGAUGCUGUCUGCAACGGUGCCUUUGUCAUCUCUGCUGCUCACUUGUCCUACUCCAUCCAGGACGCCACUCCUGCUGCUCAGUUCGCCAAAGGUGUCAUUGGCAACAUCUAA
Molecule: messenger RNA, 633 nt
Organism: Aureobasidium namibiae CBS 147.97
Lineage: Eukaryota; Fungi; Ascomycota; Dothideomycetes; Dothideales; Saccotheciaceae
Product: cutinase
Exons: 3
Biological process (GO): carbohydrate catabolic process
Cellular component (GO): extracellular region
Molecular function (GO): cutinase activity
Source: RefSeq, a predicted model, not a curated record